Messenger RNA from Bombus terrestris (buff-tailed bumblebee), 2341 nucleotides. RefSeq names its product ankyrin repeat and LEM domain-containing protein 2 (gene Ankle2). Gene Ontology annotation, molecular function: protein phosphatase 2A binding. The coding region runs from base 443 to 2155 and encodes 570 amino acids. Gene Ontology annotation, cellular component: endoplasmic reticulum. Gene Ontology annotation, biological process: negative regulation of phosphorylation. Lineage: Eukaryota; Metazoa; Arthropoda; Insecta; Hymenoptera; Apidae. The transcript has 10 exons. The record is from RefSeq and is a predicted model, not a curated record.
GCAUACCAUAUAUGUUUCCUAUUUUGUUUCUUGAAAAUUUAUGUUUGAUAAAAAAUGCUUGGUGUAUUUUAUCAUAGCUUCUUAUAUAUUAAAUAGGAUACUUUAUAAAAAUAAAUUUCAAAAUUAAUACUGAUUAUUUAAUAUUUAAGAACCAUAUAAAUUUUAACUAACCGUUAAAAAUUAUAAUAUAGAUUUUUAAACAAACUACGUAUUACAAAGGAAGAAGACAUUAAUAGUAUAUGAAAUUUUCCGAUUAGAAAAAAAAGAGAGGGGAGAAAAGACAAAAGAUAUUGCAUACCGAAUUAUAAAUAUCACAUUAAAUUUAAACAGUUCCAGUUUCAGUGUAUGUUUUUUGACAUUUUCGUAUGUGACAUAUAACGAUAUAACCAAUAAAUGACUAUAUGACUUAAAAUAAUUUGGGAGAAAAACAAAGUUGAAUACAAUGGAUGAAAACGUACAAACAUUACAUGGGAUUCAUGGAAAUUCCAAUGUAUCAAAUGAAAUAAUUUAUCAUGCAGUAUACAUACCUGAAGAAAACAUUGAUUCUUCAAUAGAGAACAGUAUUAAAGAAAAUAUUCGAGUUUAUCAAGACAAAGCAGAAGCUUUAAAAAUAAUUAAAGAAUUUAAAACUGGCCGUCUGAAAUCAUUUAAAAAACGAUCAGAAGCUGAAGAAUAUGCUCAAAGUGGCUUUGAGAAAUCAAAUUAUGUGAAUAGUACCUUAAUAAAUCCAACUGUACCUGUAGUAGAAGAAAAAUCAAAUAAUUUUAAAGCUCCACGAUCUCAAGAUCUGAUAUGUUUUAAAAAAUUAAUUAAAGAUGGAGAUUUAUAUGCUGUAAAAACUACAGUAUGGGGAAAUCCGCGAUACUUAAUUGGUAGUGGAGAUACACCUGCAAUUCUGCAAGAAGGAUGCCGUUAUAAUGCAUUACAUAUUGCAGUUAGGGCAGACAGGCCUGAUAUGUGUGAGUUAAUAUUAAACACUGUUGGAAACACAGACUUCAUAAAGUUACUUUAUGGUGAUGAAUGCAAGAGUUAUGUGGAUCGAGCACAAAUUAUGUUAGAUUUAUAUUUAAACACACCUGACAAGGGAUUAAAUGAAACUCCAUUACACUUUGCAGUCAAAUUUGGUUUAAAAAAUGUAGUUCGAAUUCUUGUUUCAUAUCCAUGUUGUAUAAGGACAUUACCAAAUAAAUAUAAACAACUACCAAUAGAUAUAAUUUGUACUAGAACAUGUCAAGAAGAUGAAGGAUUAAAAAAAGAAAUACGUUUUCUACUGGAAGAUCAGUAUUAUGUACCUGUAUUAAGAUCAGAUGAUAAUACAUUACAACCUGUGAUUGGGGAACCUUUCUCUCCUACUAAUCUUUUGAGUUUAAAUACUGAUCCAAUUAGUCCACGUUUAGAAGUACGUGCGUUUGCUGGACCAAUGACAAAAUCUCGAGCAUUAGAAUUUAGAAAAAAGUGGAAAACGCCACCCCGUCUUCGUAUGACUCCUAUUAAAAAAACUGAUGAUGAAUCUAAUGCUAUAGAUAGUCCCACUAAUAAUUUAGCUUUAAGAUUACAAGAUGCAGAAAAGGGACUUGAACGAGUUGGAAGAGACUUGGCAGAAGAGUACCAAGUAUCGUGGAAGGAAUAUUGGCUAUUUUUAAACGACUUUGCAGAUUUUCGUACUAAGGAGGGUUUAAUGAAACUUGAAAAAUAUUUAGAACAUAAAUUUCAGAAUCAGUUACUUCACCAUAAUCAGACAUCAAAUGAGAACCUAAUUAAUUCAAACAAAAAUGCACAAACGAAAUCGCAAAUUGAUGAAAUAGAUUACUUAUGUAAUAAAUUACAAUCAUGGUCACUGCUUACAUCAAAUGGUGAAGAACAAAAUAAUGUAGACGAACUAGAAUUUUUUACACCGCCAUCAUCACCAAAAUUAACGGUAGAUUCAGAUGAUGAAAUGCAAAAUGCAGAGGAAGGACAUGGGACAUUUCUGGAAGGGCCAGUGCCAACAAAGUUAGAUCAUGCUGUUUAUAAUGCAGUAUCAACAUCACUUAAUUCCAUUACAUAUCCAAACAUAUAUCGUUGGCAACAUGACAUGCAACUUGCUAUGAAGCGUGAUUUACAUAGAAAAAAUAGCAUAAGGGGAAUUAGAAGAAAAUUGAUUAUGAAUUUUUAGGUAUGUGACAUAUCAAGAUGUUAAACGAUGUAAAAACUAAAACUAUAAAAAAUUUUUAUAUUACGCACAAUAAGAGUUAUUUGUUAAAUAACAUUAAUAUACUUCAAAACUUAUUUUAAGUGUACUAAAAAGCGAUAUAUUUUCAUAAAAUUUUAUAUAUGAUUAAAAUAAUUUAUGAAAAUUUUA